Molecule: messenger RNA, 1377 nt
Organism: Trichophyton benhamiae CBS 112371
Lineage: Eukaryota; Fungi; Ascomycota; Eurotiomycetes; Onygenales; Arthrodermataceae
Exons: 4
Coding region: 1-1377 (458 amino acids)
Biological process (GO): regulation of transcription by RNA polymerase II; box C/D snoRNP assembly; chromatin remodeling
Cellular component (GO): Ino80 complex; Swr1 complex; R2TP complex
Molecular function (GO): ATP hydrolysis activity; ATP binding; DNA helicase activity
Source: RefSeq, a predicted model, not a curated record
AUGGUGAACAUCAGCGAGGUGAAGGGGAGCUCGCGCGAGAAUAGGACCGCCGCGCAUACUCAUAUCAAAGGGCUUGGUUUGCGUCCUGAUGGCACCGCUGAGGUCUCCGGGAAUGGAUUCGUUGGCCAGGUCCCUGCCAGAGAGGCAUGCGGCGUGAUUGUCGAUUUAAUCAAGAGCAAGAAGAUGGCUGGCAGGGCCGUGCUACUUGCUGGAGGACCGGGAACUGGAAAGACAGCUUUGGCGCUCGCUGUCUCUCAGGAGUUGGGAACAAAGGUUCCUUUCUGCCCCAUCGUUGCCAGUGAGAUCUUCUCGGCAGAGGUAAAGAAGACAGAAGCGCUGAUGGAGAACUUUCGUCGUGCAAUUGGACUUCGAGUUCGGGAAACGAAGGAAGUGUAUGAAGGCGAAGUUACAGAACUUACCCCAGAAGAGGCGGAGAACCCAUUGGGCGGUUAUGGUAGAACGAUAAGCCACCUGAUUAUUGGUUUGAAGUCAUAUAGAGGAACCAAGAAGCUACGACUCGACCCCAGCAUAUACGAAGCUAUCCAGAAGGAACGGGUUACUGUUGGAGAUGUGAUAUAUAUUGAAGCUAACACCGGGGCAUGCAAGCGUGUUGGAAGAUCCGAUGCCUAUGCAACGGAGUUUGACCUCGAGGCUGAAGAAUACGUCCCAAUACCCAAAGGCGAGGUUCACAAGAAGAAGGAAAUAGUCCAAGACGUUACACUACACGAUCUGGAUGUCGCGAAUGCCAGACCCCAGGGAGGGCAGGAUAUAAUGAGCAUGAUGGGCCAAUUGAUGAAGCAGAAGAAGACCGAGAUCACUGAUAAGCUACGGCAAGAAAUAAACAAGGUCGUUAAUCGGUAUAUUGACCAAGGAGUUGCCGAGCUUGUCCCUGGUGUUUUGUUCAUUGAUGAGGUCCAUAUGCUCGAUAUCGAAUGUUUUACUUACCUCAACCGCGCUCUCGAAUCAUCCAUUUCACCAAUUGUAAUCCUGGCUUCCAACCGUGGUAACACCGUCAUCCGCGGCACCGAUGACAUAGUUGCAGCUCACGGUAUUCCCUCUGACCUUCUUGCUCGUCUCCUUAUCAUCCCAACCCACCCAUACAACUCUGAGGAAGUCAAAACCAUCAUCCGCCUCCGCGCCAAGACAGAAGGCCUCCAGAUCACAGAUGCCGCCCUUUCCAGCCUUGCAGAGCAUGGAAAUAAAGUCAGCUUGCGCUAUGCUCUGCAGCUGUUAACCCCAGCUAGUAUCCUUGCACGGGUCAACGGCAGACCAAAUGGUAUCGAGGAAUCCGAUAUUGCCGAAUGCCAGGACCUGUUUAUUGAUGCGAAGCGCAGUGCCAGCAUUGUGGCUAAUGAGACUGGCGCUUUUAUCUCUUAA